Molecule: messenger RNA, 975 nt
Organism: Trametes versicolor FP-101664 SS1
Lineage: Eukaryota; Fungi; Basidiomycota; Agaricomycetes; Polyporales; Polyporaceae
Exons: 2
Coding region: 1-975 (324 amino acids)
Molecular function (GO): protein binding
Source: RefSeq, a predicted model, not a curated record
AUGGCUAAACGGGUAGAGCACGAGGAGCGCCUUGCAAGGACGCGAGAUGCCGAGUUCUGGUUUGGGGACGGGAACAUCAUCCUUGUGGCGCGCGACGUCGAGUUCCGCGUGUAUAAAGGCAUCCUCGCCGACCACUCCCCCGUCUUCGACGACAUGUUCUCGUUUCCCCAGCCAACACCGUCUACUACGCCUUCUCUCGCAACGUCAACGGGUUCGACUACGGACACUUGCCCUUUCGUCCACCUCACAGACUCGCCGGAGGACCUGAGACACCUGCUCCGGGUUUGCAUGCCGAAAAAGGGUAUGUUUAGCCCCUUCACCCUCAACAAGCCUUCAUAUCACAUGGUCUCUGCCCUCAUCCGUCUCGGUCACAAAUACCAGAUGAACGGCCUGACCGCGGACGCCGUGGGCUACCUGAAACAAUGGUACGCCCCCAAAUACUGGUCGGACUGGGCGGGGAAAGUGCUGUACGGCCUCGACGCGCCCUUCCAACGGGUCCACGCAAUCGGCGUCGUCAACCUGGCCCGCAUCGUCGACGAGCCGGCGAUGCUCCCCGCCGCGCUGCUCGUAUGCUGCUCGCUCGAGCAGGAGAUCGUCGAUGGGGGCGUGCGCGAGGACGGCACGCGGGAGACGCUUCCUGUGGAAGACAUCGGCCGCUGCUUUGUAGCACGCGCACUCCUCGCGCAGCAGGGAUUCACCCUCGUGCUCCGCCUCUUCACGUACCCAGUCUCGUUGGGUUGUACGACGCUGUCUCAGUGCGAAAGGGAGCUACAGGAAAGGCAGGUGGAGGCGAUGCGCUACCUGUCCAACGCCUGGCACUCGGACGUGUUUGUACAUGCUGCGCACAUUCUCAGGUCGGAAAUGGACUGCUCGAGCUGCCAGACGAUGCUGAUUGAGCGCUAUGUCCGUUUCGGGGCGGAUUUGUGGCAUCGACUUCCCUAUCUCUUCGGAGUGGACUUGGAUCGCGAUGACUAG